This is a messenger RNA of Capsicum annuum, 1946 nucleotides long. RefSeq lists its product as uncharacterized. The transcript is spliced from 3 exons. The record is from RefSeq and is a predicted model, not a curated record. Bases 963 to 1337 code for a protein of 124 amino acids. Lineage: Eukaryota; Viridiplantae; Streptophyta; Magnoliopsida; Solanales; Solanaceae.
GUAUUUUUAAAGCUAUUUUCUUACUUCUUUUCAUUCUUUGAGUAAGUAUUUUUAAAAUUAUUUUUUGUGUGUUUAUAUAGUAUAAUAGUAAAUGUUGAACCACAAUAACUGUCGUUUUUUGAGCAAUGCUUCUUUAAUUUUGGGAGUAAGUUGGCUGCUUAUUGAUGCUUUUAGAUCUUUAUGUUCCAUGUUUUCAAGUUAGUAACUCAUUAUAGUUUUAGCUAUCACUGGAAAUUGGGAUGAUAGGGAGGUUUUUCUGUCACCUGAUCAGCGUUACAACAACAACAUAUUCAGUGAAAUUUGUGUAGACAGACCAUAACCCUACAUCAAGAAGGACAAUAAUAAAAUAAUGACAACAACAAUAAUACUAAUAAAAAAGACAAGGGAGCAUGAUGCACAUGAUGGGGCUGCAUUUCCACGUGAAAGAAUAUCGAGCGACUGCGAUCGUAGUGAUAUAUACUUCUUCUUCAAAGAGGAGCACAAUUUCUGGAAAAAUAACUUGAAAGGUUCGAGAAAUUGACAUUUUCUCCAGAAGUUACCAUUUAUAUUUACAGAUCUUGCUUGAAAGUGGUACUUUUAGUUUGUAUAACGUGACAUAAAUUGAGCUACAGCGCAGCUUUUUGGCUAUGUUAUUUGUUGAAGAAUUAGCAACUAGUUGAAAAUUUGUCAUUUUUAUUGAUCAUGCAAAAGUUAGCAUAUCUUAAUAGUUCUCAUAAAAUUUCGGCUUGUGAAGGUGUUUGCUUCUUGACAGUUUUGUUGUGAUUCCAGAUCACUCUUUUCUCAGGCUUUGUUAGCUAUCAAAUGGUUCGAGAUGGAUAUGAUGGUAAAUCACGCUAUUUCAACGCGUGGUCUCAAUUAUCAUUCACAUCAUCAUAAAUCAUCCGUCAUCUUCUCUCAAUCAUGCCACCUUCAACUAUUCUUAAAUGUGAAACUGGUGAAUCAAGAAGAGUUGUCCACUCUCCAUGUUCCUAUUACACUUGUUUGUAGACCAAAAUGUCCAAUGUAAAAAUAUUGUGAAAUUGGUAUGCUAUGAAGAAGUUGAUGGAGAGCUAUUCUGGAAGAUUUGCAAGGCUUCUCUCACGUCGUGUUCUUUUCCUCAAACUGACAGAAUUUGCAUGAGAGGCCCUGGAGGACAAGGGGAGGUUGAAGUAGCUGUUUCUGGUGUCGUAGAUCAGAAAUGUAGAAAAGGAUUAAGUUUCAGUGCAGUUGUUCGACGAUCUUACGAAGGAAUGAUCCCUCUUGAGUGCUGCUUGAUGUCCAUAUCAUUACCUUGGGAAUACACUGCUUACAAUCUUUUGUUUAAGGUGAGAGAUAUUCCAUUAGCACAUUUUGUUUAAGGUGAGAGAUAUUCCCAUUAGCACAUUCGUUCCUUCAGAUAACUUUAUUCACAAGAACUCCUUUCAUUGGUAGCGUCUUGGCGUAACUGGUAAUGUUGUUGCCAUGUGACCAGAAAAGAGUCUCUUGUAGAAAUGCAGGGUAAGGCUGCGUAUAAUAGACUCUUGUGGUCCGGCUCUUCCCCAAUCCCAUGCUUAGCGGGCACUUUAGUGCAUCGCGCUGCUGCCCUUUUAGCUCCUUCCAUUGGUAGCCCUGUGAAUUACCUCUCUUGUUUCCAAUUCAGGAAAGUCCUCCACUUAACAUGUAAAACUGCCCAUCGGCGACAGUGUCUCGGAGGAGUAUAUAAUCUCUUCAGCUAAGACAAGACAGUAAUAGGACUCAAGUUCAAAGGUUCCAAAUAUGGACAGCUAAAGAGGGCUAUUUGAAGGCAAAAUGCAGCUGAGUAUGAAACAGGAAGCAGUAGCGAUAAUAUGUUGAUAAUUUUUAGAGUCUGAUUUGGAAGUUUUAUAAGUUCUGACAGUUUCUUGUUUGCUAUCCAAUCCACAACUUAUUUAAUCUACUAUGUUAGCAGUUAAUUAUAGGUAAGUGAAUUUCUCAAAACAUAUACGUGA